This is a messenger RNA of Exophiala aquamarina CBS 119918, 1209 nucleotides long. RefSeq lists its product as uncharacterized. The record is from RefSeq and is a predicted model, not a curated record. NCBI's taxonomy places the organism in Eukaryota, Fungi, Ascomycota, Eurotiomycetes, Chaetothyriales, Herpotrichiellaceae. Gene Ontology annotation, molecular function: heme binding; monooxygenase activity; oxidoreductase activity, acting on paired donors, with incorporation or reduction of molecular oxygen. The transcript is spliced from 5 exons. Bases 1 to 1209 code for a protein of 402 amino acids.
AUGGUACCCUAUUACAGAGACCAGCAACUGGACAGCAUCUUCUCCACUCGAGAUCCCGAGCACCACAAAAGCCUCAAACGGCCCGUCGCCCAGCUCUUUUCCAUGUCCAACAUGCGCAACUACGAGCCCUACGCUAACGAGUGCUCAGCAAUAUUUACCCAGACGAUGCGGGAACUCGAGGGGCAGAACAUCGACCUGUCAGACUGGCUACAAUGGUAUGCGUUCGACGUCAUCGCCUGCAUUACGUUCCAGCGCCGCUUCGGGUUCAUGGAGCAGCGCCGCGAUGUGGAUGACAUGAUGCGCGACACCCGUGCGGCCCUGGCCUACUUCAAGGUCGUGGGCCAGUAUCCCGCGCUGCAUUCCUGGGGCAUGGGCAAUCGAAGGUUCGUGACCCUUCUCAAGACCUUCAUGCCCAACAUGCCAGACGCCUUGAGCCGGUUUCUGCAGGUCACCGAGCAAGAGAUAGAACGGUAUGACCGAGAAGAGAAAAAGGAAGGGGUGGAGCGAACAGAUUUCCUGGCCCAGAUCAGAUCAAAGCAACAGAUCAGCGACAAGAUUACCUACAUGGAUCUGGUGAACCAUCUGUCCAACAACAUUCUGGCUGGCAGCGACACCACGGCCAUUGCAUUGCGCUCAUGCUUUUACUACCUGAUCAAGACACCCGCUGCGUACUACAAACUUCAGGUCGAACUCGACGAGGCUGAGGCGCGUGGUGAAUUGUCGCCCUAUAUCACUUACGAGGAGUGCCUGCGUCUGCCAUACCUUCAAGCGGUCAUGAAGGAGGCGCUGCGUAUCCACCCGGGCAUCUGCUUUCCCCUGGAGCGAUACGUGCCCGAAGGCGGCGCGACUGUGUGUGGUGUCCACCUGCCCGCUGGAACCAACAUCAGUAUGAGUGCUCCGACCAUCCAUUUCGACAAAGACAUCUACGGCGCCGAUGCUGACCGGUUCCGCCCGGAACGGUGGAUCGAAUCGCCGCCGGACCAGAUUCGAGAAAUGGACCGAUGUUUUCUGGCUUUCGGGCAGGGUGCGAGAACGUGCAUUGGCAAGAACAUCUCCAUUCUGGAAAUGGGCAAGUUCUUGCCUCAGAUUCUGCGCCAAUUCGACAUCGAGUGGGCUUCGGACGAACCUGAGUGGAAGACAGAUGCGGCUUGGCUUUGGCUACAGUGGGGCCUGAUCGUACGAUUCAAGGUUCGAGGAAAGACGAUGUGA